Molecule: messenger RNA, 926 nt
Organism: Trichogramma pretiosum
Lineage: Eukaryota; Metazoa; Arthropoda; Insecta; Hymenoptera; Trichogrammatidae
Gene: mRpS34
Exons: 2
Coding region: 351-896 (181 amino acids)
Biological process (GO): mitochondrial translation
Cellular component (GO): mitochondrion; mitochondrial small ribosomal subunit
Molecular function (GO): structural constituent of ribosome
Source: RefSeq, a predicted model, not a curated record
UGCAUAUAGGGCACAUAAAAAAAAAUGGCAUAUGCUUGGGCAGGGGUAAAAAGGAAAGUCCAGCUCUAUACUCCGUUGUGCAAUUCGCAUUCUUGCGGCUAUGAGCUGUCCUGGCACUGACAGUGCUCUCCACAAUUGAAAAUACGCCAUGUUCCCCAUGAUUCGUUUGCCACAUACACAAACACAUCGUCCGCAUCACGCAUUCCGACUCCAAUGAAUUUUCAAUUGCAGAAGUCUUUGCAGGUUAAGUAAAACAUUGCAGACGAACGCCAACGAAUGAUAAUAUACUGUGUCGGCGAUCGACUCGGUGAAUAUAUUUUCUUCUGCAAAAAGGGUUGAUAAAGAUCAAGAUGCCUCUUAAGUAUAUCGGAAAAACCACAGAUUUCAAAGGAAAAUCGCUAUGGGAAAUUUUGGGAAAUUUGAAAAACUUCGGCGAAGGUAGAUUAAUUCUUAGGAAUAGGUUUCAACGGUAUCCUGAACCUUGUUACUUUAAAGUUCUCAAAGUGGAAGCUUUGCCAAAUUAUAAAGUUUCAUCUUAUGAAAAAAGAAAGUGCAUUGCUCUAGUCCAAAAUACCUUCCGUGGUAACACAGACCCAAAUCCAAUCCAAAAAGAAUCAUCUACGUACAAAGCUGAUUACACUCUAGUACCAAAACACGAGGAGCAUAAAUAUUUGAAUUCGAAACUUGUUCAUGAGAAAAGAAAAGAAUUGCCAUUCUCGAUUUCACUUCCACCUCUUCUUAAAGAGACUUAUAAAACUAAAGAUAAUGAUGAUCAUUCAAACUUAGAAAUGACAGUAUUUUAUAACGCAACAGUGAGGAGAGUUUUCCCUGAAAUAAAGAGAAUAGAAGGAUAUGCGUACAGAGUGAAAGAAAUACAGAAAAAAAAUAGUGCAUGAAAUUAAAUAAAUGAUUUUUAAAUAUUUGAA